AAAGUUUCGUAGAUCAUUUUACAACAGAUUUUGACCACUCUUACUAAAGUUUUUAAGAUUAAAACUAAAAAUUGAAGUGAUUCGAUUGAAUAGAUCUUGCAAAAAAAAAUAAAAAUGAAAAAGUAGUAUUUAUGCCUUUUUAUUUCUAGUUGUAACACUUGAUUGUAAUGUGUAAACAUUAGAUACAUAUAAUCAUGUUCACAAAUUCACUAGACGGCCCGAUACAACAUUCUCACCAAAGAGUGGACCAUUACGCUACCAUAGACAUGUUCAAAACAAAAAAUGAAUACAUAUAUAAAAUAUUUACAUUGUUUUGGAUUUUCUACAUAUUUUUUCAUAAUUUUUCAGUCAAAAGAACAUUUUCAACUGUUAUGGGAGUCGUAACGGUCGUAACGCCCUUGUAACGGCUGUUAGGGCCAAUACCCGUAUCGGUAAUGGUGGUGACUAUUACAGCCACCGUUGCCGAUACGGAAUACCUUGAUCUAGGGUCACCUAAUGAGUGUUUAUGUGUGCAGAUGGUACAUUUUAUUGCAAAUAUUACCUUUUUUAUUUUUUUUUAUAUUACUCGGCCUGUGUACAUCUUGUGCAUGACUUUGCCUAUGAUUGAUAAUUGCAGUUCUUAUCUUGGUUUCUCAUUGAAUGUCUUAUUUAGUUGGGAAUCAUUUCGCAAAGAAUCAUGGAUUAGAUCUACACAAGGUUGUAUUCAAACAGGCUAUUGAUGCAGGUCUCAAAGUCUGGUUCUGUAAAAGUGGAGAAGCUUAUGAAUGUCGAACGAUACUCCUAUGUGAUGCACAUUAGCUCGACUGUGAGAUCUUUUGCUUUCAGUCAUAAAUGGAUGGAAAAUAGAACUUUGACAAAGUUCCAAAGUCUUACAUAUUACUUCUACGUUUUGUUGAAAUUCUUGAUACAUAUUGGCUAAUAUGAUAUGAAUUUGUCAAUAAUCUGCUGACCUCUACCAAAAUAAAGGGGUUUGGAUCUUCCAAUCUGAUGGAGAUUUGUAGGGCAUCCUCCAUCUACAGUUCGGGCUCCAAUCCUUUUAUUUUAGAUUACAUCUUCUCUAUGAUUCUGAAAAGUUGCAUUCCCAUAGCUUUUAUCAUGACAAUGAACCUUGAGUGAGCAAACAAACUCCAAUUCAAAUACCUUAUUAUAUGUCAUUGAAGCUUUUAACACUGGAUGUGUACUGUUUGGUAGCAACUGGCUCAAAACCUGGUAGAAAAUUCAAGUGUUUUUUUCUUUUUUUUUUUUUUUUUUUUUUUUUUUUUUUUUUUUUUUUUUUGUGUGCAGGUUAUGGGGGACUUGUUGGAUCAUCAAACUAGCUGGAAUGCUGGAACAUAAUCUAUUGUUGCAGUUUAAUGCGGACCAGUGUAUUUGGAAAAGUUGCACCAGUCCUCUAUCUAGACCAGUGUAUUUGGAUAACAACACUUCACAAUUGCCCGAUGCAAAAAUGAAGAAAUUUACAGAAGAUGCUAUCAAAUUCAAAAUGGAUGACACUGCUGAACUGUAUGACUUUGAUGAUGAGAAGAUUUGUCGUCCGUUCGCAGAACUGAUCCGAUUAUAGCAACUUCAGAACACUUGGAUUUAAGAUGGAUGGAUGGGAUGGAAGUUGGAUCAAGUUGGUUGGGAGAAGCAUUUUUGGUUUUGCUGCUGCAGCUACCACUGUGAUUGCCAUCAGCUGCGAUUCCUUGGGCCUCGCGGAGUCUCUCAUCAUUGCUUUCCCUGCUUCUCAUGGAGAGCUUGAUCGGCCUCGUGAAUAGGAUCGAGAGGGCCUAUAUGGUCCUCGGCGAUUACGGUGGCGACAACUUCUUGCUAACUCUUUGGGAAGCCCUUCCGUUCAUUGCUGUCGUCAAUGGACAGGUUCGUCUCUCAAUCUG
Molecule: messenger RNA, 1871 nt
Organism: Magnolia sinica
Lineage: Eukaryota; Viridiplantae; Streptophyta; Magnoliopsida; Magnoliales; Magnoliaceae
Exons: 4
Coding region: 1322-1558 (78 amino acids)
Source: RefSeq, a predicted model, not a curated record